Messenger RNA from Acanthoscelides obtectus, 3613 nucleotides. Lineage: Eukaryota; Metazoa; Arthropoda; Insecta; Coleoptera; Chrysomelidae. The record is from the annotation of a GenBank genome assembly.
UGACUGGGGCCGACCCAAAGUGGGGAAGCGGCAGCGCAAGGGGGAACACUCAGUAGCUACUUGCUCAACAUACCGAAAUCAUCGAAAGGUUUAUCACUUGUGAUAUUUUCUAUAGUUCCAACUGUUUUCGUGGCGCGAAUUUCCGAAAUUUCCGAGUGAGAUGCGACGUCGUGUGCCGCAAGUUCGGUUUUGGCGGACUGAGUGACAACGUACACUGGUACACCGAGAAACUAACGCGAGUUAAUACACUGCUCGACCAUGUACAAGCUGCUUGGAGGACUAGCGAAUUACCUGAAGUACCAUGACAUCGUUACUGAUUGUGCGGUUUUCCGAAUGCACAACACAUUUACCUGUGCCUUGUUGAUGGCCUGCAGUUUGAUAGUAUCAGCGAACCAAUUUGUUGGGAAUCCUAUUCAGUGUAUUGUGGACGGAUUGCCGAAUCAUGUGGUCAACACUUACUGUUGGAUCUCGUCGACGUUUACUAUGCCUGAUGCCUUCAGGAGGCAGGUUGGCAGAGAAGUAGCUCAUCCCGGUAUAGCGAACGACUUCAGCGAAGGUGAUGGGGCACAAAAGUACUACACCUACUACCAGUGGGUGUGCUUCGUGCUCUUCUUUCAGGCCCUUGCUUGCCAUGCACCGAAGGUCCUAUGGGACCUGUUCGAGAAUAACCUGAUGAGGACGUUAGUGAUGGGACUCAACAUUGGAGUGUGCCAUGAAAAUGAGAAGAACAAGAAGAAAGAAAUUAUUCUAGGAUAUCUGAUGCGACAUGUUAAGCAACACAACCUGUACGCCAUCAGAUACUGGGCCUGCGAGUGCCUGUGCCUGAUCAACAUCCUGACGCAGCUCUACGUCAUGAACAGGUUCUUCGACGGAGAAUUCAUCUCUUACGGUUGGAGGGUGAUGAACUUCUCCGAGCAAGCGCAAGAGGACAGAAUCGACCCAAUGGUUUACGUCUUCCCUAGGGUCACGAAGUGCAUCUUCCACAAGUAUGGUGCUUCCGGAAGUAUACAGAAACACGACAGUUUGUGCGUGCUACCGCUCAAUAUUGUAAACGAGAAGACUUACAUCUUCAUUUGGUUCUGGUUUAUGAUCCUCGCCACCAUGCUAACAGUCCUAGUGAUAUACAGGGUAAUAAUAAUCACGUGUCCAAAAGUCAGGCCGAGAAUACUCCAUGCCAAACACAGAAGCAUUCCAAUAGAAGUCUGCAGAGCUUUAUGUCGGAAAGUAGAGAUGGGUGACUGGUGGAUCCUAUUGAUGCUCGGCACUAAUAUGGACCCGAUCAUCUACAGGGAAAUCAUCUCGGAGUUAGCCAAGAAGAUCGAUACAAGUAAUAAUCACUAGCUGUGUAAAUCAAGGAUGUGCGGUACAUUCAGCUAGAAUUUACGAUCCUCUUACCUCACGAAGUUAGGCGUCUGGGAAAUCAGAUGUUGUUUAAACACUUGCAAUUCUCCAAAACUGGAAUCAUUUCUUGCCCCUUCAGAAGGUAAAAUGCAAAACAAGGGCGAUUCAACACUCGUUCCAUUGUAGGAUGCACAGCUAUUCGUUGUGACGGAUUUUGCAAAAGUCAGUUUGAAGCCAAUAUAUUAAUUAUUUUAACAUGUCUAUAUUCAUAUAUAAGACAAGCAAUAAUAAUUUUUCAAAGUUCUUACGACUCUUGGCAUAUCCAAACUUUAUGACGCCUAUACAAGUUUAGGGAAUUGAAAAUAGGUACUUGAGUGAAUAUAGCUACAGUAGCAGGUUGUAUAAUUUUAUAUUUCGAAAGGAUGACUAGCGGUGAUAUCCUAUAUAAGUUCAAAUUUUGUGUUCAAAAAUAUCUACGUAGAAUUUGAAUGAACCUUUAAUCCCGAAAAUAUUUCACAGCCUCAUGUCGCAAUACUACUUUUGCAGAGACAGGUAUUAUAUGUAAUACGAGAGAUUUUCGGUAUAGUGUACCGCACAUUCCUGUAAGUGCAAGUAACAAUCUCGAAUGAACAAGAUACUGCCAUAACAGCUCAAAUUAUUAUAAAAAUGAUAUGUUCCCUUUGAAAUGUCCACACCUACAUCUUGGUGUAACAGGUAGAAUUUUUCCUAUGGUUCACUGUUUGAACCAUGGCGCUUUUUCUUAAACUGCAUAUUUUCGCGAAAAAAAAAAAACGUUACAAAAAGAGGAUUUUGAAUUUUGGGAAAACAAACUCUAAUCGAUGGUUAGACGUCUGUCUCCAUGGCAUUCCUUACAGUACUCAAGUUUCAUAAAUAAAAGUGAAACCAUUAAGAGUUGUGGCAUCUAGGUGGCACGUCCCUUUUUUAGAUCUUUGUUCUAAAUCCUUUUCAUCUGAUAAUGUCAUGGUGAGUAUGGAGAUGACUAAAAAACAAUGUUUUCAUUUUUUGUGCAUCUUAUUGUGCAUUUUUCUUCAAUCGGAACUUGUUAACAAAUAUAAGUACAGCUCUGAAAUUGUGUGUGAAUAUUCCUCUUUUAUGGAAGAAUGAAACAAGUGAUUACUUUUGUUCUUAGCCCUUUUCCUUUUCGAAGAAACUUUGAUUUUCUCGCAGCAAGUUGGGUUUUCAAGAGAAGCAAAGGUUUUUCGGAAAGAGAAAGUGAUAAGAAUGAAAGUAACCACUUGUGUCAUCCAUCCAUAAAAGUGGAAUGUUCACAUACAAUUUCAGAGCUGUACUAAUGUUUGUUAACAAGUUACGAUCGAAGAAAAAUCCACAAUAAAAUGCGCAAAAAAUACAUUUUAUGACAAAAAAAAAAUGAAAACGAUGUUUUUUAGUCAUCUCUAUACAAAAAGCGAAAAAAGAGACGUGCGGCAUUAAAGGGUAAAUUUCAUUCUUCAUAAAAAAACUAUAGUGGAUAUCGAACUGGAAAGUAUAAGUACAAAAGUCUACAUCUUAGUUUUUAAUACGCUAUGAGUUUUUAACAUUGUUGUAUUGUUCUAAAAAUAUCCAAAUUCUUUUAAUCACUAUUCAUCGCGAUUGUGCAUGAUUUUUAUGGGUAUUAUGAGAUAUUUGCUACCAGAGAUACUCAAAUAAUAUUCUCGAAAAAUUGUUUCUUUUUAUUUCUUCGUGAUUUUCGAUUUCAGGGAUGACAUUAUUAAACCAACCUCGCAAAGUAUAUUGAAUAACUACAGUUUUGAUUUUAGCGGUUCUGUAGAACUCACGUCUGAUCAUUUUCUUUUGCAACUCAGUAUUUAAAAUUGUUGACAUUAUUAAAGUACACAUUUUACGUUGUAAUGAUCGUAUCGAUAAAGUUAAAGACAAUAUGGCCGGAGUGUUUCUCAGGAAAUAUUUUGUCGAUUUUUGAUACAACCUAUGUUAACAAUAAAUUUGGAUGUGGACAAUGUAAUAUCAAAAGUAUUUUCGAAUGUUUUAUAAACUCUUUAUAAUGUUUAUUGACAAAUGUUUGUGAUAUAUAAACUGAAGGCAGUUCUUCCUGCCCAAAUACAAAAUACAAUGCCUUUAUACUGACGACUGCCUUAAGAUCUUUUUAUAAGCAUUUUUGGUGUAAAGUGUUUUGUAGAUGUUUUUACAUUAUUUGAUAGUACCUAUUUUUAGAUAUAAGUUGGUUUUAAGAACGAUUUGUCAGAAUCUAUUAUUACGUAUAUUGUAUAUUAUGUAAUAAAUUUUUUAUACAGUG